Molecule: messenger RNA, 3129 nt
Organism: Drosophila grimshawi
Lineage: Eukaryota; Metazoa; Arthropoda; Insecta; Diptera; Drosophilidae
Gene: Pkd2
Product: polycystic kidney disease 2-like 2 protein
Exons: 9
Coding region: 52-2478 (808 amino acids)
Biological process (GO): detection of mechanical stimulus
Cellular component (GO): membrane
Molecular function (GO): calcium channel activity
Source: RefSeq, a predicted model, not a curated record
ACAUUUAUAUUUAUUCAAAUAAUAGUUGAAUAGAAAGCACACACAAGCAAAAUGUCUGAUUUGGACCCGGGACCAGGACCCUCGUCGCCCCGUCGACCCAGGCCGCCACCACGUCCCAUCGGCUCGCCACGCGGACGAGGUGAGAGCUCGGCAGAGACCCGAACUGAGGGUGUCCAAAGUAAUCGAUCGCCAAGGCAUACGACGUGGCGCGAUGGCAACAUAAUUCCAUCUGUGUCUACAGAAAUGGAAGGCUUACGUCAGUCCCGCUCCAACAGGGUGGUUAGAUUCUUACCGCCCUUGGGCAAUGAAGCAGUAAGCGAUACUGAUCCCGAUCCAGAUCGUCUGCGCAUUUCAGGCAGAGAGGGGCAGCAGAAAGCAACACGCAUUCUCUACACCACCGAUGAGGAAGUGCGGGAUGCACUCAUGGAAUUCGGCGUCUUUAUCAUAUUUCUAAUUCUAACCUCGCUCGUCACACUCUCGGUGCGUCACUCGUAUAUGUUUUACUUUAACGACACAAUGAAGAAACAAUUUGCGGUACGCGAAAUGGUUGUAAUGCCAUCGGUGACGAUAUCAUUUGAGAAACUGAUAACUGUACAGGACUUCUGGAACUAUUUGCUGCAUAACUUUCUGGUGACACUGCAUGGCGACAUGUCCAUAGUAAAUACCGAUGGGUCCCAUAUCGAUGAUGGUGAUUCAGUGGAUUACUAUGAAGAACCACCGCCCGAGCCAGGCGAAGAAGGACCACCGGAAGAAGAAGGACAAAUACCGGCCACGGAAAAACCGGAUGUAGAAGAAGAUGCGAACGAAGAUGACGACGAGGAUGAAGAUGAAGUCUUAGAUGACAAAAAACGAAAGCGACAGAAACGAAGGCGACAGAAACGCGACAACAAAGUGUACAAUCGAGAGCAUAUGGCCAAAGGACACACCCAAUACGAUUACGCAAACAUGACGCACUUGGAGGGACGAGUGUUUCUCCAUGAGAAUCUAAUGCUGGGUCCGCCUCGUCUACGCCAGAUCCGUGUACGCAAGGAUAGCUGCUAUGUGAAUGAUGCCUUCAUCCGUUAUUUCAAUUCGUGCUAUGCCGCCUAUUCCUCCGGAGCGGAACAGAUUGGCGGCGAGCAUGGCGGUGCACCAUAUCGAACAAUGAGCGAACUGGACUCGACACCAUUGUGGACAACACUGGGUUUCUAUAGGAGCGGUGGCUACACCAUCAAUCUGACCUACAACAAACGAAAGAAUCUGCAAAUGAUUCAGGAUCUGAGGAAUAAACAUUGGUUGGAUCGCGGCUCACGGCUCUGUUUGAUCGAGUUUAAUCUGUACAACCAGAACACGGAUAUCUUUCAGAGCGCCAAAUUCAUUGCGGAAAUACCACCAACUGGUGGCGUUAUACCACAGAGCCAACUGCAGACGGUUAAACAGUUCACGUUUUUAACGGAUACAAGUCUAACGAUGUCCGUUAUCUAUAUAUUCUGGUAUAUUAUGGUUGUCUACUAUAACAUAUUCGAGAUCAAGGCAAUACGUAAAUCGGGCUUUAGGAAUUACUUUCGAUCGCUAAUAAAUGUGCUCGAUUCGAUUAUUUUAGUUUUUUGUUAUCUGGCUCUAAUCUACAACGUGUGGCAUACGAUCAACGUGGACAACAUGGUCAGUAAGGCCAAGUUUGAGGAAUCCUAUCAAAGUUUGGAUCAAUUGUGCUUCUGGAAUACCAUCUAUGUGGAUAUGAUGGCAAUCUUAGCAUUUCUCGUUUGGAUCAAGAUCUUUAAGUUCAUCAGCUUCAACAAGACACUCGUACAAUUUACAACGACGCUGAAACGCUGUUCCAAGGAUUUGGCCGGUUUUAGUCUGAUGUUUGGCAUUGUAUUUUUGGCCUAUGCCCAGCUGGGUCUGUUGCUCUUUGGCACUAAGCAUCCCGAUUUUCGUAAUUUUGUCACUUCAAUUUUGACCAUGAUACGCAUGAUACUCGGCGACUUUCAAUACAAUCUUAUCGAGGAGGCCAAUCGGGUGCUGGGACCCAUUUACUUUCUAACCUACAUUCUGUUGGUCUUCUUCAUUUUGCUGAACAUGUUCUUGGCCAUUAUAAUGGAAACGUACAAUUCGGUGAAGAGUGAAAUUACUCAGGGUCGCAGUCAACUGGGCUCCUAUAUCUACAAGAAGCUAACAUCGUGCAUCUAUUUUAUCACCCAUUGUGGACGCAAGCGGCAUGCCCCACCCAUUCACCAGCGGCCCAACGUCGACAAUCAGGAUUAUGAGACGGAUGAUGCGGGCAAGAAAAGCUUUCAAGCGCCCAAAGUUCAGCUGCGUCGCAAUAUGACCGAGGCCGAGGCACAAUACUUUGAAGAUGUGCCCGAUGAUGUCAGAAACAAGGAUAUGUUUCGGCUUAACAAUCGCGUCUCGCUGCUGGAGGAAAUUUUGGAACAGCUAGUUAGCAACAUGGAUGGCAUUUUGAAGCGUGUUGAAAGAGAAGUCAAGAAAAACCAGUAAAGAACCAAAUACAAUAUAAUCUAUACCCCAAAACAAAGUAGCCACUAAAAAUGCACGCGCUAAUCUUUGCCAAAUCUGUGUACGGUUACCGCUUCCUUCCACCCUUCAACCCCGCCAAUGUUUACCUUGCGCACAAAGGCAUAGCGGAAAGGGGAUGGGGAGGGGGGGUGGAGAAUGGGCAACAAAGCGUUGCCAACGAAUUAAACUUUAUAUUUUGUACAACAUAGCAUGAGGAGACCAAUGCCAAAAGGACAGAAGGAUAAAAGGAGCACAUCAUUAAGUAUCUAUGUGUGUGUGUGUGUGGCACGCUAGAGGACAACACUGUUAGCCGCCGUGUUGCGGUUGUGGCACGUGUGUGGCAAAGGCAAAAACAGCUGUGUUGAAAGCAACAAAAAUUACAACAACAACAAGACUGAGGCUGAGGAAAGUUAUGAAACAAGUUUAGUGUUUACAAAUUGCAUUUAAACAACGUGUAAAUGUAAAAGAAAUUGUGCUGCGAGUUAGAUACAAACAUACUGAAAAGAUAUGCAACUUAUUAAAAAUGUUAUUAAAAUAUUCAGGUGUGAAAGUUGUAAAACCAAUUUAUACACAGUUCGUAGUUAUGGCUGUGAAAUGUUUUAAGCCAUGCUAUUUUAUUUAAAACUUUCAAAU